This is a messenger RNA of Carya illinoinensis, 7282 nucleotides long. Its product is annotated as protein NETWORKED 1D-like. Lineage: Eukaryota; Viridiplantae; Streptophyta; Magnoliopsida; Fagales; Juglandaceae. The transcript is spliced from 4 exons. Gene Ontology annotation, cellular component: plasma membrane. Gene Ontology annotation, molecular function: actin filament binding. The coding region runs from base 266 to 6991 and encodes 2241 amino acids. The record is from RefSeq and is a predicted model, not a curated record.
AGACAUAAAAGCAUACACAAGAGAGAGAGAGAGAGAGAGAGAGAGAGAGAGAGAGAGAGAAUUUUUGAGGCAGAGGCAGAAAGAUCCAACAACAACAUGGGUUGAGAGUGAAAGAAGAAAAGCAGCUGAAGGUGCUGUUGUAGCAGUUGCUAAUCCAGAGCAAACCCAGAAUCUGAUUACUAUCGUUCCAUUAAUUGGAUCCAUUACUGGUCUUCAAUCGGACUGAGAGCAGAUAAGAGAAGUGGUGGUGUUCUUGGCUGGAUUCAUGGCAGCCCUGUCACAUCCUGAUUCGAGACGAAAGUAUUCUUGGUGGUGGGACAGCCACAUAAGCCCCAAAAAUUCAAAAUGGCUUCAAGAGAAUCUUACAGAUAUGGAUGCAAAAGUCAAACAAAUGAUCAAGCUUCUUGAAGAAGAUGCGGAUUCCUUUGCACGAAGGGCAGAGAUGUAUUAUAAGAAACGACCAGAGCUUAUGAAACUUGUUGAAGAGUUUUACCGAGCAUACCGGGCAUUGGCUGAAAGAUAUGAUCAUGCAACUGGAGCGCUACGCCAAGCUCAUAGGACUAUGGCAGAAGCAUUUCCAAAUCAAGUUCCAUUUGAUGACUCACCUGCAGGUUCUUCUGCAAGUGAGAAUGAUCCUCAAACACCUGAAAUGUCACCCAUGAUACGUUCCAUUUUUUACCCUGAUGAGCUGCAAAAGGAUGCUUUGGGACUGUCUCCAUCUGCUUUCAAUGUUUUCAAGAGGAAUGGAGCUUUUACCGAAGAACCUACUGUGACAAGCAGAAAAACUCUAAAAGAGCCUAAUGAUUCGUUUGGCGAAGGAAAGGCAAGAAAAGGCCUUAAUUUUCAAGAUGAAGAAGAGAAAGAACAGAGCACCCAAAAUAAUGGGAGUGAACAUAUCAGUGCUCAAGUUCUUUCCCAGUCUGAGCAACUGGGUAAAGCUGAGACGGAAAUUUUGACCUUAAAGGAAACUCUUGCUAAAUUUGAAGCCGAAAAGGAAGCUGUCCUACUUCAGUAUCAACAGAGUCUAGAGAAAUCAUCUGCUCUGGAAUCAGAAGUCUCUAGUGCGCAUAAGGAUUCCAAGGGAUUCAGUCAACGAGCCAGUCAAGCUGAAGCUGAAGUUCAAACUUUGAAGGAAGCCCUUUCCAAACUACAGUCAGAAAGGGAUGCUAGUGUUCUUCAAUACCAGCAGUGUAUGGAAAUGAUAUCUAAGUUGGAGGAUGAAGUCUCUCAUGCCCGGAAGGAUGCUGGAGAACUUAAUGAGCGUGCCACUAAAACUGAAGUUGAAGCUAAAGCCAUAAGGCAAGACCUUGUAACAGUAGAAGCUGAAAAAGAAGCUGCCCAUGCACAAUACAAUCAGUGUUUGGAGAUUAUAUCUAACUUGGAGGAGAAAUUACUGCAUGCAGAGGAGAAUGCCAGAAUGACUAGCGAAAGAGCUGAUAAAGCUGAAACCAAAGUUGAGAUCCUGAGGCAAGAACUUGCCAGAUUAACUGAAGAGAAGGAAGCUGCUGCCCUCCAGUACCUGCAAUGCUUGGAGACUAUUGCUGAUCUGAAGCAUAAAAUCUCUUAUGCACAGGAGGAGGCCCAAAGGUUAACAUGUGAGAUAGAUGAUGGAGUUGUGAAGCUAAAGGGUGCUGAGGAAAGGUGUUUUCUUUUGGAAAAAUCAAAUCAAACUCUGCAGUCUGAGUUGGAGUCUUUGGUGGAGAAGAUGGGGUCUCAAAGUGAAGAACUUACCGAGAAGCAGAAGGAAUUAGGUAGACUUUGGAGUUGCAUACAGGAAGAGCGUUUGCGAUUCGUGGAGGCUGAAACUGCUUUCCAAACUCUGCAGCAUUUACAUGCUGAAUCUCAAGAAGAACUGAGAUCUCUGGGUGAAGAACUUCAAAAUAGGACCCAAAUUCUGAAGGAAAUGGAAACUUGUAAUCAAGGUUUAGAGGAUGAAGUCCAGAGGGCCAAGGAGGAGAACAAGAGCCUGAAUGAGCUCAAUUUGUCUUCAGUUGUCUCAAUUAAAAAUCUGCAAGAUGAGAUCUUAAGUUUGAGGGAGACAAUAAGGAAACUUGAAGAGGAGGUUGAACUUCGAGUGGACCAAAGAAAUGCUCUUCAGCAAGAAAUAUACUGUCUGAGAGAAGAACUUAAUGAGCUGAACAAGAAACACUUGACUGUGAUGGACCAGGUGGAGUCAGUAGGCUAUGAUUCAGAGUGCUUUGGGUCAUCUGUGAAGGACUUGCAGGUUGAGAACUCAAAACUAAAAGAGAUGUGUGAGGCAGAGAGCAGCGACAAAGUUCUUCUGUUGGAAAAGUUGGAAAUCGUGGAGAAACUACUCGAGAAAAAUGUUGUUUUGGAGAAUUCCCUCUCGGAUUUGCAUGUCGAGUUAGAAGGGGUUAAAGAGAAAGUCAAAACCUUGGAAGAAUCCUGCCAAACUCUUUUGGGAGACAAAUCCGCUCUUGUAGAUGAGAAGGCUACCCUGAUUUCUCAAUUACAGAGUACAGCUGCAAAUUUGGAGAAACUCUCCGAGAAAAACAACUUUCUUGAGAAUUCCCUUUUUGAUGCAAAUGCUGAACUUGAAGUAUUGAGGAUAAAAUCUGAGAGCUUAGAAGAUUCGUAUAUGUUGCUUGAUAUGGAGAAGUCUGGCCUAGUCACUGAGCGUGAAAGCUUGUUUUCUCAGCUGGAUGUCACUAAGCAAAGACUGGAAGAUCUGGAGAAAAGUUUUUCAGAACUUGAACACAAGCACUCUGAUCUUGAGAAUGAGAGAGAAUGCUCACUUCGUAAAGUAGAAGAACUGCAGGCUUCCUUGGAUGCUGCACAGCAAGAACAUGCCAGCUUUUCAAGCUCAAGUGAAAAACGGUUGGCUAGCAUGGAAUUACAGAUCCAUGUCCUAGAAGAAGAAGGGCAAUGCAGGAAGAAAGAAUAUGAAGAGCAGCAAGACAAAACUUUCAGUGCUCAGAUUGAGAUCUUCAUCUUGCAGAAAAGUGUACAUGAUCUUGAAAAAAAAAUCGUCUCUCUUUUGAUUGAGUGCCAAAAUCUCUUGGAGGCAUCCAAAUUAUCGGGAAAACUCAUUUCUGAACUAGAGCAUGAAAAUCUUGAACAACAGGUGAAAUUGAAGUCCUUGUUUGGACAAAUGAAAAAUUUAAGGAUGGGGCUGUAUCAGGUUUUAAAAACUCUUGAGAUUGACGCAGACCAUAUGUUUGAAAAUAAGAUCAACCAAGAUGAAGCACUUCUGAGACACAUACUGAGCAAGCUUCAAGAGACACAGAAUUCUAUCUCUAGGAGUUAUGAUGAAAAUCAGCAGCUACUAAUUGAGAAGUCAGUUCUUGUUACCCUGCUGGGGCAACUGAAAGUAGAUGCAGUAAAUGUUGUGACAGAAAGGGACAACCUUGCUGGGGAAUUCAAGAUUCGGUCUGAGCAGUUCUCUGAGUUGCAGAUGGAGAUCCAAAACCUUUUGGGGAUGAAUGAAAAAUGGAGGUUGAAAGUAAUGGAGGGAGAUCAUAGAAUCGAGGAGUUGAUAACUGAAACAGAGAAUAUGCGUGGCCAGUUGAUGGACUUGCAAAGAGCCAAUCAGAACUUACAAGAAGAUUAUUUCAAGGUGCUUGGAGAGAAAAAAUCCGUGAUGAAGGAAGCAUUUGACUUGGUGGGAGAAAAAAGUGACCUUGAAGAAGCUAACUGGGUCUUAUUUGGUGAAAUAAUGUCUCAGUGCAAUAUUUCUUUGAUUUUUAAUAAUAUGGUCACUGAAAAGUUUGCAGAAUUGAAAGAGCUGACUGAAGAACUGGAUAAACUUCGUUGUAUCAAUAAUGACCUUGAAGAGAAGGAAAGAUUAAUGGUGGGGAAAUUAGAAGAUGUACAAACGGAAAAUUUAAACCUCAAGGAGUCCUUGAAUGAGUCUGAGAACGAGUUUGCAUCACUUAAAUCUAUUAGUGAUCAAUUAAGAUUUGAAAUUGCACACGGGAAGGAUCUAUUGUCUCGGAAAGAAAAUGAGCUUUUGGAAGCAGAGCAGAUAUUCGGUGCAACUGCAAAUGAGAAAAGACAGUUGCAUAAAUUAGUGGAGGAUCUUAAGGACAAGUAUGACGAGGCUAAAUUGAUAAUCAAAGAUCAGGAGAAGCAGAUUCUGAAAUUAUCUGCAAAUAAUGACGAUCAGAGUAAGGAGAUGGGAUGUGUACGUGAAGUGAAUCAGAAAUUGGAGUCUGACCUGUGCAGACUGUGUGAAGAACUUAGGUCAGCCACAAUUAGGGAAGAAAGUUUGAAUUCUGAAAUGCGAAAGGGAACAGAGGAGAUUAAACUGUGGGAGAGUCAGGCUGCCGCAUUUUUUGCUGAACUGCAAAUCUCCAAUGUCCGUGAAGUGUUGUUUGAAGGAAGGAUUCAUGACCUAGCUAUUGCAUGUGAGAGCCUUGAAAAUAGGAGUAAUUGCAAAGAUACGGAGAUUGUAUUGCUGAAAGAAAGAGUUAGCACCUUGGAAGGUGAAAAGGAAGGACUGGAAGAAAGCUUGAAUUCUGAAAUGCAAAAGGGAACAGAGGAGAUUAAACUGUGGGAGAGUCAGGCUGCCACAUUUUUAGCUGAACUGCAAAUCUCCAGUGUCCGUGAAGUGUUGUUUGAAGGAAGGAUUCAUGACCUAGCUAUUGCAUGUGAGAGCCUUGAAAAUAGGAGUAAUUGCAAAGAUACGGAGAUUGAAUUGCUGAAAGACAGAGUUAGCACCUUGGAAGGUGAAAAGGAAGGACUGGAAGAAAGCUUCAAUUCUGAAAUGCGAAAGGGAAUAGAGGAGAUUAAACUGUGGGAGGGUCAGGCUGCUGCAUUUUUUGCUGAACUGCAAAUCUCCAGUGUCGGUGAAGUGUUGUUUGAAGGAAGGAUUCAUGAGCUAACUAUUGCAUUUGAGAGCCUUGAAAAUUGGAGUAAUUGCAAAGAUAGGGAGAUUGAAUUGCUGAAAGAAAGAGUUAGCACCUUGGAAGGUGAAAAGGAAGGACUGGAAGAAAGCUUGAAUUCUGAAAUGCGAAAGGGAACAGAGGAGAUUAAACUGUGGGAGAGUCAGGCUGCCGCAUUUUUUUCUGAACUGCAAAUCUCCAGUGUCCGUGAAGUGUUGUUUGAAGGAAGGAUUCAUGAGCUAACUAUUGCAUGUGAGGGCCUUGAAAAUAGGAGUAAUUGCAAAGAUAGGGAGAUUGAAUUGCUGAAAGAAAGAGUUAGCACCUUGGAAGGUGAGAAGGAAGGACUGGAAGAAAGCUUGAAUUCUGAAAUGCGAAAGGGAACAGAGGAGAUUAAACUGUGGGAGAGUCACGCUGCCGCAUUUUUUUCUGAACUGCAAAUCUCCAGUGUCCGUGAAGUGUUGUUUGAAGGAAGGAUUCAUGAGCUAACUAUUGCAUGUGAGGGCCUUGAAAAUAGGAGUAAUUGCAAAGAUACGGAGAUUGAAUUGCUGAAAGAAGGAGUUAGCACCUUGGAAGGUGAGAAGGAAGGGCUGGAAGAAAGCUUGAAUUCUGAAAUGCAAAAGGGAACAGAGGAGAUUAAACUGUGGGAGAGUCAGGCUGCCGCAUUUUUUGCUGAACUGCAAAUCUCCAGUGUCCGUGAAGUGUUGUUUGAAGGAAGGAUUCAUGAGCUAACUAUUGCGUGUGAGAGCCUUGAAAAUAGGAGUAAUUGCAAAGAUACAGAGAUUGAAUUGCUGAAAGAAAGAGUUAGCACCUUGGAAGGUGAAAACAGAGGACUACAAGCUCACCUGGCUGCUUAUACCCCUGCUGUUAUCUCUGUUAAACAUAGCGUAUCUUCUCUGGAGAAGCAUACACUAUUUCAUAGUAGGCUUUCUGCAGUUGAAAAUGAAAAGGCAAAGGAUGUUCUUUUGGUGACUCGCCCACAUGCUGAAAUCUAUCAACAUAUGGAUGAAAAUGGAAUUACCAUGGUGCCAGACGAAUUUUCAGAUUUGCAGGAUUUGCAAAGGAGGGUGGAAGCUAUUGAGAAGGCAGUGGUGGAAAUGGAAAGGCUUGCGAUGCUGGAACAACUAAAUGCUAAUGGCAAGCUAGAGGCUGCAAUGAGGGAAAUUGAAGAGUUGAAACUUCAGAGUCACUCUCGUCAAGAAAAUGUUCAAGCAAGGAAGCAUGUUACUCCACACCAACCUGAAGGGAAAAGGGUGCAUGGUAAUGGUCCCAGUCAGGGGAUGCAGACACGGGAGGUUUCUGAUGCAAGAAAUGAAGUUCUGACUAAAGACAUCAUGCUUGAUCAGAUAUCAGAGUGUUCAUCUUAUGGUAUAAGCAGGAGAGAAACUGCAGAGGCUGAUCAGAUGCUUGAGUUAUGGGAAACCACUGACCGGGAUGGCAGCAUUGACCCCAUGGUUGGCAAGGGUCAGAAGGGGGCUACGGCACAACCCCACAAUCAGAUUGAACCAGUCAAGGAGCACAAACCUGCACGCACCCCUUCAGAGUCAUUACUCGAGAAGGAGCUGGCUGUGGACAAGUUAGAAAUAUCUGGGAGACUCACUGAGCCCCGUCAGAGAGGGAAUAAGAGGAAGAUUUUAGAAAGACUUGAUUCUGAUGCACAAAAGUUGACAAACCUUCAAAUCACAGUGGAAGAUUUAAAGAGGAAGGUAGAGAAUACUGAGAAAAGUAGGAAGGAUAAAGGUGUUCAAUGUGAUACAAUCAAGGGGCAGCUGGGUGAAGCUGAGGAAUCCAUCACCAAGUUGUUUGAUGUAAAUCGCAAAUUGAUCAAGACAGUAGAAAGUAGUUCCUUGUCUUUUGAUGGAGUUUCUGCACUAGACUCAGAUGAGAGUGUGAAUGCCAGGAGAAAAUUUUCUGACGAAGCACAAAGAGGGUCUGAAAAAAUUGGCCAGUUGCAGUUGGAGGUGCAGAAAGUACAGUUUCUUCUGCUGAAGCUUGAUGACGAGAAGGAAACGCAAGGGAAAACAAGAAUCACUGACCGAAAACCUAAAGUUCUCCUGCGAGAUUAUCUCUAUGGUGGGCUAAGAACCAACCAGAAGAGAAAGAAAACGACCUUUUGUGCGUGUGUCCGACCUCCAACCAAUGGCGAUUGAAGCAGUUAAAAUUAUUCUGCAUAUAUUGAGGAUGAAUAAUUGAGAUAUUAGUUUCAUUCCCUAUAGAGUUUCAUUCAUUGAGAUGUCAGACCCACAUGUUUUUCUUUGUUUUGUAGACAGAAUCGUCUUCUUUGUCUCAGAGAUCCUGCUGUAAAUUUCAGAAUCAUAUAAUUUUACGGAUUCUGCUCUUAUGGAGCAUGAUUCGCCCCACCCCAUUUUUCUAUCCUGUAGAACUAACUUGGGUGUUGGAAAACCCAUCUUCUUCAAGGUUACCAAAGUUUUCCUGUGCAA